Molecule: messenger RNA, 1892 nt
Organism: Solanum pennellii
Lineage: Eukaryota; Viridiplantae; Streptophyta; Magnoliopsida; Solanales; Solanaceae
Product: geraniol 8-hydroxylase-like
Exons: 2
Coding region: 209-1693 (494 amino acids)
Molecular function (GO): oxidoreductase activity, acting on paired donors, with incorporation or reduction of molecular oxygen; iron ion binding; heme binding
Source: RefSeq, a predicted model, not a curated record
UCUCACACCACAUGAAAUCAGAAAUUCCGUGGAGACAGAGGAGUCUGACACCAUUUGCAUUAAUUAAAAAAUUAAAGAAGAUAAAUAAGUAAACAGACAAGAUCACAAGAAAGACGCAUAUCGAUCUGUUUAAACAUUUGUCCAGAUUUAAAAAAUGCACUUCAUUAUAUAUCAAGAUUAAAGCAGCCUAAUUGAGCCAAGGAGAAAAAUGGAGUACGUGAACAUUUUGUUAGGACUUUUAUUCGCCUGUUUUUUGGUUGGUGAAGUUGUUAUUUCAGUUAGAAGAAGCAGCAAAAGAGUUGCACCAGGUCCAUAUCCUCUGCCUAUUAUCGGAAAUCUUCACUUGCUUGGCGAUAAUAAACCACAAAUAUCACUUGCUCAACUUGCAAAAAAAUAUGGCCCAAUUAUGAAUCUCAAAUUGGGGCAAAUAAACACAGUCGUUAUUUCUUCAUCACUGUUGGCUAAAGAAGUAAUGCAAAAGCGAGAUUUAUCCUUUUCCAGUAGGUUUGCUCCAGACGCACUUUGUGCCUGCAAUCACAAUGAUUUCUCAGUUGUAUGGUUACCCGUCAACAACUCACAGUGGAGAUCGCUUCGUAAGUCUAUGAACUCUCACAUCUUUUCUGUGAACAAGCUUGAUGCUAAUAAGCAUCUGAGGACCAAAAAGAUGCAGGAGUUGAUUGAUUAUUGUCACAAGAGUGGACAAAAUGGUGAAGCAGUGGAUAUUGGCAGAGCAGCUUUUAGAACUUCCUUAAAUUUGUUGUCCAACACCAUUUUCUCUAAAGAUUUGACUGAUCCAUUCUCUGAUUCUGAUAAGGAGUUUAGGGAAUUGGUGUGGAAUAUCAUGGCUGAGGCUGGUAAACCUAAUUUGGUGGAUUAUUUCCCCUUUUUAAAAAAGAUUGAUCCACAAGGUAUAAGGCGGCGUUUGACAAAUCAUUUUAGUAAGGUUCUUCGACUUUUGAGUGGUUUGAUUGAUGAACGGCUAAAGGAAAGCGAAAUGGGAAAUCGCGAAAAUGUUGAUGUGUUAGACGCCCUUCUCAGCAUUAGCCCUGAAGAAAUCGACAGGAAUCAUAUCGAGCAUCUGUAUCUGGACUUGUUUGCAGCAGGGACCGAUACGACUUCAAAUACAUUGGAGUGGGCAAUGGCUGAACUACUUAAGAAUCCACAUACUUUGGAGAAAGCACAAGAAGAACUUGCACAAGUAAUUGGCAGAGGUAAACUAGUAGAUGAAGCCGAUGUUGCACAGUUACCUUACUUGCAAUGCAUCGUGAAAGAAGCCUUGCGUUUACACCCACCGGUUUCUUUAUUAAUUCCUCGCAAAGUGGAGGAAGAUGUUGAGCUUUGUGGCUAUACUGUACCAAAAGGCUCCCAAGUUCUAGUGAACGUAUGGGCGAUUGGGCGCGACUCUGGUAUAUGGGAGAACCCUUUGGACUUCAAACCAGAGAGGUUUUGGGAGUCUGAAAUAGAUGUUAGAGGUCGGGAUUUUGAGUUGAUUCCAUUUGGUGCUGGUCGAAGAAUUUGUCCUGGAUUGCCUUUGGCUAUCAGGAUAAUUCCAGUCGUGCUAGGUUCAUUGAUUAAUACAUUUAAUUGGAAGCUACAUGGUGGAAUUGCACCUAAUGAUUUGAACAUGGAGGAAAAAUUUGGCAUCACAUUGGCAAAAGCUCAACCUCUGCUAGUUGUUCCCAUUCCACUAUAGACUAAGUUAAUGGUGGAGUGGAAAUGUUCAACUACUCGAGCAAGUCUCGCCUGUUGUUUAAAUUGGGUUGUCAAAAGGCUACGUAAUUGUAUUUGUAGAAUCUAUAUAUGCUUGUGUAUCUUUGAAGAUAACACCAACUCUCUCGGAUGUUAUGUGACACAUUUUGGAUUUUGAGAUUUAAAUAAGUAUAUCUUUGAAA